Molecule: messenger RNA, 2184 nt
Organism: Colletotrichum graminicola M1.001
Lineage: Eukaryota; Fungi; Ascomycota; Sordariomycetes; Glomerellales; Glomerellaceae
Exons: 2
Coding region: 1-2184 (727 amino acids)
Biological process (GO): triglyceride catabolic process
Cellular component (GO): cytosol
Molecular function (GO): triacylglycerol lipase activity; sterol ester esterase activity
Source: RefSeq, a predicted model, not a curated record
AUGAUCGACCACGUGCUGGGAAGGCCGUCGGUCAAGUCGCGCCGCCUCCAAGUCUUGGCGGUGCUGGCUUUCUGGUCGGCAUACCUCUUCAGAGGCCAUCCCCAUGGCCCGCCCGGUAUGCGUUUCUUCUCCAAGCUCACGACGAAGCGCCUCACGGCAUGGCAGACAGUCGUCAUCACCAUGAUUUACCUCUACGCCGCCCGCCACUUCAGCACCCUCGUCGGCCUCGCUAGCCCCGAGCCCAUGGCUAACAUGUAUGAUGCUACCUACUUUCGUGCCACCUGGGUCCUCACUGCCCUAGACGCCGGCUUCUGGACCGCCAUGAAGAUCCGCGCAAAGUGGCUGCGUGACCUCGCCAGCAUCGUCUUUUCCGUCUUCUACAUGGUCGCCGCCGAAAAGGCCGAUGAGAAGGUGCGCAAGGUCCGCGGCAUGCUGACAGUCGAGCACCUGCGCGUGUCCUGGGACAAAGGGACGACGCCCUACCUGAGCUUCUUGCAGAACCUCAUGAGACCCCGCUUCUCCCGCUGGCCGCCACGCGCCAUCCGCAUCCCGCGACCAGCGGGGAGCGAUUACAAGGAGCCGGUGUCGGCUUGGCUCUAUUUCGAUGGGCCCCUGACCGACCUCGUACAUCACAAUAGGAUCGUGCUGGAUAUCCCCGGAGGCGGAUUCGUCGCUAUGGAUCCUCGAUGCAAUGACGAUAAGUUGUUUGCGUGGGCGUCCAAGACGGGGCAGCCCGUCCUGAGUCUGGAUUACAAGAAGGCUCCCGAGUUCCCUUACCCCUAUGCCCUGAACGAGUGUUUUGACGUGUACACCACCCUCAUCCGCAGCAAGGGAAGGUGCAUCGGAAUGUCUGGAAGGGAGACGCCCAAGAUAGUUGUGACGGGCGACAGUGCUGGCGGCAACCUAGCCACCGCAACGACAUUGAUGAUCAUCGAGCGGACAUCUGUCCCCAUGCGCCGGUACUCGACCACCGGAGAUCUGCCACUGCCCGAUGGGCUCGUCCUAUUCUACCCGGCGCUCGAUAUGAACAUUGGGAACUGGAUGUCGGACGAACAGAUGUCGCUCAUGAAGGACAGGAGGUUAAGGAGUACCAACCAGUCCAUCAUCAGGAAAAAGAGCAUGCAGUACAACGACCUGGUCGGCACGCCGCACCACUCGGACGACGAGGAAGACAGCUCGAACAAGCAGUCCGCGGAGCUGACCGCCAAGGAGGCCGAGAUCGCGUCCCAGCUGGCGCUCGCUAGCCCUCACCCCGAGUACUCGCACGGCGGCCCACAGGGGCCUUCCAACAUGCAGUUCUCGACCGCGGACGUCAAGCGGAAGCAAAGCACCUCGCACCACUCCGAGCCCUUGAGGACUCGCCUCGCCAUGUCCUCCAUGAUCUCCUAUUUCAACGAUCGCGUGCUCACCCCUGAGAUGAUGCGCGCCAUGAUCAUUCUCUACAUCGGCCCUCACAACCGCCCCGACUUCAGCAAGGACUACCUCCUCUCCCCCGUCCUGACUCCAGACUCCCUCCUCGCCCGCUUCCCCAAGGUCUAUUUCCUCACGGGCGAGCGGGACCCCCUCGUCGAUGAUACCGUCAUCUUCUCGGCGCGCCUGCGCAAGGUUAAGGAGGCCAUGUUCGACCAGGCCCGCUCCGAGCGCUCCGACCACGGCGACGGUCUCGAAUCUGUCUUCAACCCCAAGGACGUUGCCGAGGUGAUGUUGAUCCCCGGCAUCUCCCACGGGUUCAUGCAAUUCCCCACCGUCUACCCGCCGGCCUGGAAGCAUUUCGAACGGUCCGCUGAUUGGAUCACGGAGAUCUUCACCUCCGCUGAUGCCGUCCGCGAGCGCGAGGGCCGCGGGCGUCGCCGGGCCGGCGGCGGCCACCUUACGAACGGCAACACCGAGGGGCGCCACCACGUCCGCGCCGAGUCCAGCGGCGACGAGGAUCGUCCCCUGGAGAUUAGCAUGACACGGGCUAACCGGAAAAGCAUUCUGACCAAGGAGCCACAAGCGAUGGAUGAGAGCGAGUCCAUCGUCGACAAGGGCGAGGGCGGCGGAAAGAAAAAGAACGGGCGCGCCAGGGGCGCGAGCAAAAGCGCCGGCGCGAGCCUGGUGAAGCUCAAGAGCACGGAUGACCUGCUCGGCAGGAGAAUGCAGGGGCUCGCCGGUGGCCUCACGGGCAUGGGAGGACAAGAGUAA